ACGGUGGCGGCGGCGGCGGCCGUACUGUUUAUUGUGGGGUUUAUAAUGGAUAACUUGACAACUCAGCUGAGACUCUCCAGGUCAAGCUGCCUACACCAUCCACUUUUACGUUUCUCUUUCUCACAAGCAAAAGACAAAUAAAAAUCGAAAGCGUAUGGAAGAGCAGAUUGAGUCAAUUUCUCUCCAAUCAACUCCUGAUCGAUUUUCCAAACCAAGCCCUGUCUCUAUCCCUUUUUCCCCCAAUUUUUUCUAUUCCUGAUUUGUAGCUCAAUCCAAUUUUUGGCAUUUCAAACAUUUCCUUGAUCGAUUUUCAGUUUUUGGGGGGAUAAAUUUACGAAACCUAAAAGGGGUGGUAAUCGAUGUCGCCAGCUCCAAUUGAGCAUACAUUGCAGGAAUCGAGUUCUUGCUCGAGAUCCUACUCUGUUGAUAAUGACAAUCGCGGUCGUUUUGAUAGCCUCAGAGGCGUCCAGUGGCGCAUAAAUCUCGGGGUUUUACCGUCUUCUCCUUCUCCUUCGAUUGAUGAUUUUCGCCGUGUCACUGCUGAUUUCCGGAGGAGGUAUGCUGGUUUAAGAAGACGUCUCUUAGUUGAUCCACAUGUACCCAAGGAUGGAAGCAAUUCACCUAAUCUUGUCAUGGACAACCCACUUUCGCAGAACCCAGAUAGCACCUGGGGUCGUUUCUUUCGAAAUGCGGAACUGGAAAAAAUGGUUGAUCAAGAUCUAUCGCGUUUAUACCCAGAACAUGGGAACUACUUUCAGACACCUGGAUGUCAAGGCAUGCUAAGGCGAAUCCUGUUACUGUGGUGCCUUAGACAUCCAGAGUAUGGAUACAGACAAGGAAUGCACGAACUUUUGGCUCCUCUGUUAUAUGUUCUUCAAGUUGACACAGAGCGACUUUCUGAAGUGCGGAAGCUUUAUGAAGACCACUUCACUGACAAAUUUGAUGGCUUAUCAUCUCAUGAGAAAGAUCUCAUUUAUAAUUUUGAUUCCCAAAAACUUAUUGAUUCCAUUGGAGAUGAGAACAACUCACAUGGUAAUGCAAUGACUGUUAGGAGUCUCGAUGAUCUGGAUCCUGAGAUAAAGACAAUUGUAAUGCUAAGCGACGCUUAUGGUGCUGAAGGGGAGCUGGGAAUUGUAUUAUCUGAGAAAUUUAUUGAACAUGAUGCCUACUGUAUGUUUGAUGCUUUAAUGAGCGGCGGCCGCGGCUACAUUGCCAUGGCAGAUUUCUUCUCCCCCUCCCCUGCAAGUGGGUCCCAGUCUGGCUUACCUCCAGUCAUUGAAGCUUCUACUGCAUUGUACCAUUUGUUAUCAAUCGUUGAUUCAUCUUUACAUAGUCAUCUUGUUGAGCUUGGUGUGGAGCCCCAGUAUUUUGCACUUCGCUGGCUGCGUGUUUUAUUUGGACGAGAGUUUUCACUUGAAAAUCUUUUGAUAGUUUGGGAUGAGAUUUUUGUAGCAGAUAGUGGUAACAUAGAGAAUGGUACUGAGGAUGAUAUAUGUGCCAGCUUUGGGAUACUUAGAUCACCUCGUGGAGCAUUUAUUUCAGGUGUUGCGGUUUCCAUGAUACUUUACAUGAGAUCUUCCCUACUCGCAACUGAAAAUGCAACUUCCUGUUUACAGAGACUAUUGAAUUUUCCAGAGAAGAUAAAUUUGCAAAAACUGAUGGAGAAGGCAAAAUCUUUACAGGCUCUUGCAUUGGAUACUAAUCUCACAUCCUUUUCUCAUUUGUCUAAUGAAGCUUAUAACAGCAGUAAAUCAGCUGUGCUGAGAGGUCAAGGUGUUCCAUCUGAUUCUAUUUCUCCCAAAACCCCGCUAAAUGUGGUACCCGACAGCUAUUGGGAAGAGAAAUGGAGAGUUAUGCAUAAGUCGGAAGAACUUAGGCAAAAUAGUUUAGGAAAAGAAAACCGAGCCCAGAAGAAAAGAUGGUCAGAAAAAGUAAGAUUGCGCCUAUCAAGAGCAGAAUCUUCCCCAUCUCCAGCAAAAGUUGAGAAUGUUACAAAGGAUCCUAUGACAUUUGUCAGGCGAAGUUUGCAAGAAGAUUUGUCCAAGGAAUUGGGCUUGGAUAAAGAUAUUGAGAAAGUGGGCUGCCAUGAAGCUUUUGGCCCGAAAAACCCUCUAGCUGCUGCAGUUGAGGCUGGAGAAGACACUGUUCAUAGGGACUUCACUUGCACAGCUGAAGAGGGAUGUUUAAAUGGAAAUGUUGGCAGCGAGGAAAACUCAUCUGUAUUCUCAGAUCCACCAAGCCCUCAUAGUGGUGAUAAUGACCUUGAAAAUGAGUCAGAAAAAAGUAGCUCCAGAUCAAAUAUAUUCAUUGAUGAACACAAUGGGAAUUCCCCGACUGCAGCAGGAGAAUCACCUCUUCCAAUUUCAGAUCCCCCUGAAAAUGCUGGUAUGGAUUUCGAAUCCAACGAUGAAUCUAUGGGGAAACCAGGGAUAGGUUUGAAGGAGCGGAAGCUUCUUUCCGGUAAAUUUCAGUGGUUUUGGAAAUUUGGGCGGGCUGCUUCUGGUCAGGGCACAUCUGAGAAAGGACAAGCGGCCCUUGAGGCUUCCAACUCUUCUGCUGGUGAAAGUAAUCAGAGCAAUGCAUUGGAUUCAUCUGCCGCUAAUGAAUCUCAUAAUGCUUCAAGUAGUGGCAAAGGAGAUGUCGUGGACCAGAAUGUGAUUGACACUUUGAGGAAUCUAGGACAGUCUAUGCUGGAACAUAUUCAGGUAAUUGAGUCUGUUUUCCAGCAAGAACAAGGUCAGGUGGAAUCUCUGGAGAAUUUUUCUAAGAACAUUAUGGUUGGAAAAGGGCAAGGAACGGCCAUUACAGCUCUGAAAGAGCUCCGUAAAAUCGGCAAUUUCUUAUCUGAGAUGUAAAUUGGGCUCCAUCUAUAUAUACACACCUGUAUAUACAUUUGUUAAUCAUUAUUUUUAGUGAUUUCUCUGUUUAAUAAAACCAAAAUUUUGGGAACUUUGGAGAGGUAAGCAUGUAAAUACCAAUUUCUGUCCAUCAUUCAUGAAUUGAGUGCCUCUGGUUGAUUUAUUA
Tripterygium wilfordii is the source of this 3024-nucleotide messenger RNA. RefSeq lists its product as uncharacterized. Gene Ontology annotation, biological process: activation of GTPase activity. Lineage: Eukaryota; Viridiplantae; Streptophyta; Magnoliopsida; Celastrales; Celastraceae. The transcript has 5 exons. Gene Ontology annotation, molecular function: GTPase activator activity. The record is from RefSeq and is a predicted model, not a curated record. The coding region runs from base 360 to 2855 and encodes 831 amino acids.